AUGUCAUUGAAUAUUUUCGAGAUCUUUGCAGCCGGGGAUCAAGAGCCCUCCUCCACCCAAGAGAUCUCCUUCACCUGCAAGGCCUCCUCAGCCAGCUGCCCAGCAGUCCCCGCCACCAGCUCCACUGGACCUGGUGACUUGGCUGGGAAGCUGCAGGGCUUGCCCCUGCUGCAAUCAAUUGGCAAUCGCACCUUCAACCCACAAUUUAAGCCCAUCAUCGUUCCACCGCCCCUCGUCAAGCCUGCAGACUUCUACGAUGCACGUAACGACCCCAAGAAAUACUCCUGUGAGGUGGUCGUUCUGCCUUACCUGAGCUUUGUGCUUGAGAGCAACAUGUCUCGGUUCAUCCCCUCCGCGCGUGGCAGACCACUCAAGUGGCGCGCAGUCCUUCAGCUGGCAGUCCACAACAUGCUGCCUGUUGAUCUUCCGCCCGGAUGGAACAUCACGCUGCAGACGAGCAAGUACAACUACACAGACGUCUACAAUGCCAGGCUGCUGACAUACGAUGCAAGGAGCAACAAGGCCACCUUCCAGGCCUGGCGUCCCUACCUGACGCUGAGCAAGCAGGAGAACAGCAUCAUCAAAAUCAUGCUUGUUGUGGAGUACUCCAUAGCUCCCCAGGACCUGGUGCCUGAGUCUGUGGCGCUGAACGGGGCGCCAUGCAAGGUCUACUUUGACACACGGCAGGCUGCAACAGUCAAGACAAGGACGCAGGUCGAUGACAAGAUUGUAGACCAGUCCAUCCGCCGACCUGGCGGGCACGUCAGCAAGGAGGACAUUGUCGCCCAAUUUCCCUGGGGCACAGCCUCGCCCGCGUCUCCUUCUGGCAACCAGCCCAUCAGUGCCAGAGAUGGCAUCCUCUAUGGCGUUGAUGGCAAUCCUGUUGUCUUGAAGGGAGUCAACUGGUUUGGCUUCGAGACUGGCGCAACCAUGGUGGCAGGGCUCUGGGCAGGAUACAACAGCCUCACUCAAGACUUUGCAACAGUGGUCUGGCGGCAGAAACUCUUGGGGUUCAACGCUGUGCGGCUGCCCUUCUCAUUCCAGGUCCUGUUCAACUAUGGCCCCACAUACCUGACAGACCAGUGUCAAGCAGCUGGCCUUGGGUCCAUUGUGCAGAAUGUUGUCCCGCCUGGGUUUGGUGGCGCUGUGGAAGGCAGCCCCUCCCCUUACGGUAGCAGCUGCAACGUCAAUGUGCCAAAUUACAGCACAUACUCGCGGUUCCUAUAUGUGAUAAAGUUCUAUGCAGCCAAUGGCUUCUAUGUCGUGCUGGACAACCAGUUCAACCUGGACACCACAGCGAAGGACAACCCAUGGCAGUGGCUGACCUGGUGGAAGCAGCUGCUCAACGAUGUCAUCUUGGACCCGCAGUCCAAGAACAGGGUCAUGCUCGACCUACUCAACGAGCCUGACUCCCAGUACUUUGGUUGGGAACAGGCUGGGCCGCUUUACCUGCAGGCCAUGGAUGCGCUGUAUCCAAUCAGCCCAACUACCUUGUUCCUGAUAGAGGGCAGCGGGCAGAGCUGGCAAGGGGCCAUGAACUGGGGAGACGGCUUCAUCACAGACCAGAACCUGAUCAACCAGCGCGGCAUGUCCAACCCCAACCCUUUCUUCACCACCCUGCUCUCCAAGCCCUACCUCAACAACAUCGUCAUCUCCCCCCACUACUACCCGCCCUCCAUCUCCAAAGCCACCUCCCAGUUCACUGGGCCCAAUCUGUGGAACCGCAUGUCCACUUCUUUUGGGUACCUCAACAAAUAUGGAUAUGGCGGCCACCUGUUCCCGAUUGUCAUUGGAGAAAGCGGCUCACUCUACACAGAUUCAAAUGACAUCGCCAUGCUGUCGGACAUGGCCAAGUACCUAAAUAAUCAGGGUGAAGCGAAUGAUGGCCGCCACAACCCCAUUCCCCACCUUUUCUGGUGGGCCUGGAACCCCAAUUCUGCUGACACCGGCGGCCUCGUGUCAGACCCCAACUGGGACACGGUACUCUGGAACAAGGUGAACUGGCUCAUCGCCUCGAUCAACCUCAGCCCAUGGGCCUUCUCUGGCGGCUUCCAGGGCAGUGCAUCAGGGGAGGUGGCGUCAGAACAGAAACCGGCACCUCCGCCGCCGCCCCCGCCGCCGCCGCCGCGCAGCCCCGUCAUGCCGAGCGUCAGCGGCAGCUGCACGGCGCAGGUCUACUACGGGGCUCCCUGGAACAGCAUAUACGUGCUGCCCUACAUGAGCAUCAUCCGUGUGACGUUGAAGAACACAGACACCGCCGACAUCGUGCCGCCGUACGCGCUGCAGAUGUGGAACCCCUACUACAAGUACGCAGCGCAGCCCCUGAACUGGGAGCCAUCUUCCAUGUCAAACGGCGCCAUCGAUGGGAAUGUCACACAGCCAUACGCUGUGCUGCUGGCGGAGGGAGCGAGCUAUGUCAACUUCAACCUGCUGGUGGGCAGCACAGAGGCAGACAUGCUGCCUUGGACGGUGUAUCUGGAGGGUGUGUCCUGCAAAAUCAGCCGGCUGGAGCUGAGAUGA
This is a messenger RNA of Coccomyxa subellipsoidea C-169, 2520 nucleotides long. RefSeq names its product glycoside hydrolase. Gene Ontology annotation, biological process: carbohydrate metabolic process. NCBI's taxonomy places the organism in Eukaryota, Viridiplantae, Chlorophyta, Trebouxiophyceae, Coccomyxaceae. Gene Ontology annotation, molecular function: hydrolase activity, hydrolyzing O-glycosyl compounds. The record is from RefSeq and is a predicted model, not a curated record. The transcript has 18 exons. The coding region runs from base 1 to 2520 and encodes 839 amino acids.